Messenger RNA from Armigeres subalbatus, 564 nucleotides. RefSeq lists its product as uncharacterized. Lineage: Eukaryota; Metazoa; Arthropoda; Insecta; Diptera; Culicidae. Bases 97 to 447 code for a protein of 116 amino acids. The transcript is spliced from 2 exons. The record is from RefSeq and is a predicted model, not a curated record.
AUGCAGUCAACCUAGUUGAAUCGUAUAGACCAGGACCCUCCGCUGACCGUCACAUUACGGAGCUGUUGGAGAGAAUGCGUACUAGGGACGACGAAGAUGAUGACGACAGCGACUCAGAUAUGCGUUGGAAACGUGGUGAUAAUGGCGCAAAGAUCACAGGUCAGGAUCUCUAAAGCAACAACUCAAUGGCGAGGGCCGAAUGUUUUGAUUACGAGGGAGGAGCGAGCCAGCGGAAUGAACGACGAUAUGAGUACCCCGGGAGACGAGCCGCCCACUGGCGAUGUGACGAGUAGCCCACUGGCCAGUGGCGAAGUGGAAGAGGAACAGGCUCCGAAGGGAGGGAGGAAAAGAAAACGUCGAACUUCCGAAAGUCGUCGGGUGGUGGAGCUCCGAAGAUCUAAGCGCCCUAGGAAAGAACACCGUAGUGCUGAUUAUCAUUAUGAUUGAAUUUUGGAAAUUUUCGGAUUAGAUUUAGUUUUUCAAUGAUUUGAAUUCGAUAUUUGUUCUUGAAUUGUUUGAACUCUCGUGGAUUUAUUUCGCGUUCCGAUUAUUGUUAUAACAUAG